AUGGAUAUCCUUGAUACCACAGGCGAUGUAUAUGCCGAGUUGCGAUUGUUUCUUUUGCUGUUGGCACACGAGAACCACUAUAGAUUCACCUCCAGUGUGAGAGAGAGACUUUUUCAAUCACUUACACAAUUCUCUCAAAUCCACCCUGAAGACUUACAGAAUGCCGAGACCUAUUCUAACCAUUACCAAACUUUCUGUGGGCAUAAAUUUGUGAAGGGUGAAACUUGUUUCAGAUGCUUCACUUGCGGUUAUGACGAAACAUGUGCACUUUGUAAAAACUGUUUUGAUCCAGAGUACCACAGGGGACACGACAUACAUAAGAGCAUCAUUCAACGGGAUAUGGCUGGGUGCUGUGAUUGUGGUGAUAAAGAGGCAUACCCAACUUCAAUCUGUGUACACUACAAUGAGAAGGGAACAAAAGUUUUGAAAACCCAUGUGUCACCCUACUUAUUGGAACAUUUGGGCAUCUUUCUAGGUAUUCUCUUGGAUUUUAUCAUUGAUUUUACCAGUCACUCGAUUUCAAGCGUUUCUCCACCAGAGAGCAUGGACCAAAUCAAACUUCGACAUAGCAUGUCGUCCUUAGUACAAAAUGUUUAUGGCUCUUUAGAUCCUGACGUGGAGAAGUAUGCACUUUUGCUGUACUCGGACAAUGUCCAUCAAUAUUCAGAAGCAGUGCAAAGGAUACGUUUUGCUACUGGAAAGGUAAAGGAAUAUGCAGAAAUGAUUGCUACCCGAUGUGACGAUCACGGCAGGGCAGUUGUCAUGGUGUCGGAACAUAUUCCGUACUUGGUCAGAAAGCAAGAAUAUUUAUCUUCAAGUGGAUUGACUUCAUGUAUUGUCAAUGUUAGAGAAGCCUUUAGAGAAGAGAUGGUUGACGAAAUAUUCAAUUGGAUUAAUCAGUUAUCAAAGUCAUUUAUUGCACGAGUGGAAGCUGAUAUCAGAAAUACCAUCUCCUUAUCAUUUUUAUUACCCUACAAUUCCGGAUGUAUGAACCAGUGGAUAGAAGUUCAUCGUGAUAAGAUACUAAUAAAUCCACGGAAUAUCCGGUUGGCUAACAUAACAGGACGUCUUGUAAAACCAUGGGAUAUUCCGGAUCGUUUGAAACAAGAAUGUAGAUAUACUGAUGAUCCAAAGGCCUCAGAAUUAUAUCAAGACUCCAGGUUUCAAUGUCUUUUAUCAUUUGAUGUUAGGUUUUGCAGGGCUACAAGAAUUAAUUUACAUGAUAUUUAUAUACCUAUUUUUGCCAAAAAUCCCAAAUUUUCAACAAUGGUUGUUGCUCAAUUCUUAGAUGUUUAUGAUACCAUCUUUACAUCCUUUUUAAUGAUAGACAGGGAACCAGAGCUGUCUGUUAUGCCUAUAUUAUCAACUCAGUUGUUUUCAUGUGCCACCAAUGAUAUUUUGAUUCUAAGGCAUCAGAACAUCACUGAUAUCAUCACAUCAAUCUAUAGAUAUCUUUCCAUGGGGUUGACUACCAAUAUGUGUAAAGGCUACCAGAUACCGGACAAUAGAAACUCUUCCCUUUGUUUUAAUGCAUUGAAGAAUCGAAAAUGGGCUCACGUGCUAUUAGAUUUGACAUAUAUCAUUACUCGAAAUCCAGAAGCUGAUAACAUCUUUACUAUGUUUGAGUGCUUCCCAAUUUACGUUGAUCUUUUGGCCCUCUUUCAGGGUAAGCCAACGUUUGAAAGAGAAGCCGAAAAACAUGUUGAGUAUGAAAGCCAGGAUUAUACCGUUUUCUUCAAUGCCGUAUCGGUCAUUUCACAUUUGUCAGAGAAUGUUGGAAAAGUGUUAAGUAGACUUACCAAAGUUCAGCUACUAUCACAGGGCAAUCCAAUGGAUUGUUUUUACCAUACGCAUUCCAAUACAAUGAAGAGAUCGUUUACAGAGACAUUAUAUACAAUCAUUAUUAGAAAACUGAUUGACCUGACAUUUCGGGAAAACUCAAAAUCUUCCAAUAACUCAUUAGUUAAUGUUGGUGAAGACAAGGAUGAAGGCGUUUUAUUUUCUCCAUGCAAAGAAAUCCGAAAAUAUAAUCAGGUUGAAUCUAAUGUUUUGGAGGCUAAAUUAAGUUUCUUGCACCCGCUACAUAUCAUGUUUUCCCUAAUGAUUGAAAUGGAUCAGUCUGUUGAUUCUGAUAAGUCUGUUAAACAUAUCAUGGAUAUAAUCUGCAGUGAGUAUGAGUUUUAUCUUUCACAUCAUGACUAUCCAGUUGAACUAAAAAGCCAUUCGUAUCAAGGUGUAAUGGGAAUUUUUGACAUCCCUCUUCGAAAGAUUGUUUUGCUUUCCCAAAUCAAAGUUGGGUUAUGGGUGAGAAAUGGUACGUCAUUAAAGUCGCAAAUGCAUCUCUAUCGUUUGGGUGCCAGCAGAGAAUUCGGCUACAUGCGUGAUCUAUUUCUUUGUCAAAUUUAUGUUGGCUACUUCAACAAUCUAGAUUUAGUAUCGUAUACGCUAUUUGACCGGUGGAAUUUACUCCCUUGGCUGAACGGUGAACAAGAAAAAUCCCCUUACCCUGUGGCUUAUCUACCUAUGAUUCUAGAAGAGUUUAUUUUGUUUUUAAUACACUUGGUCACUGAAGAUUUACAUCUUCACAAACGAGACGGUGUUGAAAUAACCAACUUGAUGAUACAACGAGAAAUUGUUCACUCAGUCCUAUACUCCGAGAAGACAUAUAAGGAUAUUACCUCUGGAAUCGGCGACCACAUUAUAACAUUAAAACAAUUCCCUAUCAUGUUUAAUAAAUGCCUGGAAUUGUCAAAUUCAGUUUCUGAUAUAUCUCAAGAACGGACCUAUAAGCUAAAAUCGCACCUACUGGAUACAAUUGACCCAUAUUACGUUUACUUCACGGCUAAUAGGCGUGACAGCUGCAUUGCUGAAAAAAAAUUGUACAUCUCCAGAGUUUCUGGUACGAAUGUCGAUGAGGUAGUUCUUGAACCUAAAGAGAUCGACUGGAAUGACGGGCCGUUUGAAAGAGUAACCGAUAUUUUACUCGAUAAAAAAGUUCUUUCAUUCAUUGAAUCUUCAAUAAAGUUUUGCAAGGGCGGAAUGAUAGGUCAUAAUGUGAAUAACAAGAACGCUCACAAGGAAAAUCACGAGUCACUAUUUACUUUAACUCUGCAUUUGCUUCACUUAGCAUUGAAGCAUAAGAAUAUUGACUAUGUCAGCACCAGUGAUUUGGCGUCGAUUUUUAUUCAGUUAUGGGAUAUUUUCCAGGUGAAUGCUGCGCCAGAAUCAUCUGCACAAUUAAAGUGUAUCAUGAAAAUCAUCUUUUACCUAUUGGAUUCAAGAAACUAUGACCUUCGAGAAGAAAUACCCCAUUUUGAUUUCAAAAUCAUUGAAACUGGCAUUAACUUUAUUGAUAAUGAGAACAAAUCAAACACCGAUAUUUCUUUUGAAAAAAAAAAGAAGCUAGCAAGAAAAAAGAAAACCAAGCUUCUUGCCAAACUUAAGAGACAAAGGGAAAAGUUUGCAGAAAACUUUAUUAUGGAUGAAGGAUUGGACAGUGUAAGCGAAAGUGGGACAGAAAUUAAUAGGUCUGUUGACUCUUUGAACGAUACUGCACUAUCGCCAAGUGGAGAUUCUAGUCAGGUUGUUCCGGAGAUCAAUCCCGUGGACACAAGUUCGCUGAAGAAAGAAUCACAUCAUGCCAAUCAGGAUGAAAGUAUAGAUUAUGUGUCCUGUGGGGACCCCCCAAAGUCUUGGAAAUUUCCUGAACAUCAAUGUUUACUGUGUCACAUUCCUGCUUCUGAGAAAGAUGAAAUAUUUGGUGUUUUCAGUUAUGUUACAGAUAGCAAUGUGUUUAGGUAUGUUCCGACGGACAAUGAUUAUUGGUUCUACAAGGCAUUUGGCGAAAAUUUGUCAUUAGAUCAAAAUGAAACUGCUCCAAUUGGGCUUUUUGAGUAUAUUAAGACAGUAGAAACAAAAUCAGUCAUUGGUCCUGGUUUUCCAGAUGUUAAUGAAUCCCCCUAUCAUCCGGGAUUUUACGAUAAUAUGGCUGUCUUUACAGGCUGUUGUCAUGGUAUGCACGCUAGUUGUUUUAAACAUUAUUAUGAAACUUCAGUUGAUAAACAACUCUCACAGAUAACUAGAACAGUCCCAGAAAACAUCCAAAGAAACGAAUUCAUAUGUCCUCUAUGUAAGACAAUCUGCAAUGUGUUCAUCCCAGUUUGUUAUUCGCAAAAUUCUAAAAAGUUCUUUACUCAGUUUAGUGAGAGCGUUGCUCUGCCUGAUAUAAUGACACCUAGAGUUGAUAUUGACAUUGCAAGGCUUAAUACUAUUCAAGAGAAAAUUAGAGAUGAAUUACUUGAGAAUGUGAAGAUGCAAAUGGAUAAGAAGAACUGGUUUCUGGAGAAAACCAUGAACUAUAAGGCCAGCAAAGUCUUAAAAUUCAAAGACGAUGCCUUUCCUGCAGUAUUACAGGAUUGUAUUCAAAGUGUGACUUCUGUAUCGCCUCCUUUUGAGUCAUUUGGUGUUAUAAUUGCAAAAACAAUCGAAUCGUUAGAGAUUAUGUUGAGAGGUGACAAUUACAACCCCAAAGUUAAAAAGAAACUACUGAUUAAUCAACUCAAUAGUCGAUCUUUGACAAACAUUCGAGUGUGGUUGCAAAUUAGCGAGGUCUUCAAAUCAACCUUAGGUGUCACAAAGGGAGCCCAAGAGUCAUCAAACGAACCGUUUUUGUUCUCCCAAAGCUUAACGGGGCUUUACUAUAAUCUUUUUCAAAAUGAUGAGCUUUUGUUCGAUGGGCAAGAUUAUUUUACAGGACUAGUACAUUGUGAAGAGGCCAAAUGUAUUGGCUUCUCAUUCAAAAAAUUAGCCAGUAUUUUAUUUGUUAGGCACAUAAUACAGUCCUUAAUGAAAGUGAUGGUUGUUAUCACGGACAAGGAAAGCAAAGGACAACAUAUCAACUACGAUUUGAUAAUAAGGGAAAGAUACACUGGUGACAGGAAUAAGUUUUCCAUUUUGCUCUCUUCAUUCCUAAGUGUAAGAAUCCCCAAUGAAAUUAUCGAUCUGGUUUAUUCUAUGACUAUCAAAAUGGUUACACCCUUUUUGAGGAAAGUGCUGAUUUUGGCAUAUGCCAAGUAUCCUGUUUUUGAGGAAGAAAUGUUGGUGGUGGAUCCAGAUCUACGAGAAUGUGAUAAGAUCUGUAUGGUUAUGGCUAUACCAACAGUGGAUAUGGUUAUUGAGAACUUAAAUCCUGAAUUUUUCGGCAUGGUAGAUACGAAGCAGAAAACUAGAUUGCUAAAUUCCAGAAUUGGAUAUCCAAGUAAGAUCCAACUGAUACAUUUACCAGAGACGCUGAACGAUUUUUAUGUUUACUAUUACAAUUCACUUCCAGCAGAAGAACAAUAUGAAGAGCCAGCUAUAUGUAUGUUUUGUGGUAAAAUGAUGAGCUUACAAAAGCAAAGGUACGGUGAUCAUUUUGGUUCAUGUACCAUGCACUUGAGAUGGGAGUGUAUGAACAGUGGCAAAGGUAUUUUUUUCUUGCCGAGAAAUAACUGUGUCUUAUUACUGGACAAUGGCAAAGGAUCGUUCAUUGAAAGCCCAUACCGUGACGAAUUUGGAGAACUAGACAGAGAUUUCAAGUCUGGACAUGAGGUGACGCUGAGUGAUAAAAAGUACGAAGAACUACAAAAGAACAUUUGGCUCUCCCACAAUAUUCAAAAUGUCGUUGCUCAGAAUCUAGAAAACUUGACGGAUAUUGGAGGGUGGAGCACGUUAUAG
Messenger RNA from Pichia kudriavzevii, 5715 nucleotides. RefSeq lists its product as uncharacterized. Gene Ontology annotation, molecular function: ubiquitin protein ligase activity; zinc ion binding. The transcript has a single exon. The record is from RefSeq and is a predicted model, not a curated record. NCBI's taxonomy places the organism in Eukaryota, Fungi, Ascomycota, Pichiomycetes, Pichiales, Pichiaceae. Gene Ontology annotation, biological process: protein ubiquitination; ubiquitin-dependent protein catabolic process via the N-end rule pathway. Gene Ontology annotation, cellular component: cytoplasm; ubiquitin ligase complex. Bases 1 to 5715 code for a protein of 1904 amino acids.